UGUGUUGUCUGCGCAUAGUUAAAGACAGAGUGGUACUGUGGCAGGCAGCAACGGAGUCCGUCGGGAGGUAGAAAUGGCUAAUGAGGCACUAAUGUCAGCUGCCUUGGCUAGAUCACAGUCUUUUCACACCUUUAAUACACCACAGACUUCAGUAAAUAAAAGUGGCAAUAAUUUAGAAUGUCGUGUGUGUGAAGAUGGGUUCAGCUUAGGAGGUGAUAAAGUGCCUCGCCUUCUGUUCUGUGGCCACACACUCUGCCACGCCUGUCUGCUUCGGCUCCCUACACAUGACAACAAUAUUCAUUGCCCAUUCGAUAGACAGCCUACACCAAUAGGUGCAUCAGGUGUAUGGGGUCUAAAGAAAAAUUUUGCACUCCUGGAACUGCUGGAAAGACUGUCACUGUCCCGCUCUGAUGCCGUUCUCCUUCCAGAGGUCCUCAUAAAACAACGAGAGCUGGGUAUAUCUUGUGAUGAGGAUGAAGAACAUUUAGCUGUCCUCUAUUGUACUGUGUGUGCAUCCCACCUAUGCUUAGAGUGCUCCGAACGGACCCACGCCACCAGAACACUCCACAAACAUAAACGCAUCCCGUUAUCUGAAAAACCUCGUGAAAAACCAAGGUGUGCUGAUCAUUCCUUUCAUCCAGUGGAGUUUGUAUGCCUAGAGGAAGGGUGUCACGCAGCCCCUCUGAUGUGUUUCAUAUGCAAAGAUUACAAGCAUACAAAACACAAGCACAUAUUGUUGGAACAAGAAGCUGAGAGGAUCCGUUCCACCAUCAACACAGCUAUUCAGCAUAUAAAAAGAGUAGCUCAAGAACUUACUGAUUCAGCUCAUAAGUUAGAGAGUGUGGCUCGACAGCUGGAAGGAUCUCAAAAUGACACUGGGCCAGCUGAAAUUGAUACUGGUGGAACUGCCGAGGAAGCACGAGCACGUGUGAAACAGUACUUUGCUCAACUGAGAGAUCAACUUAAUCGUCAAGAAACACAGGCCAUGACAGUACUGGAUGCACACAUUCGUGAAAGGUUAUGCUCCAUACGUCAACAACAAGAGGACAUGACCACACUCUUAUCUCAAAUGGUAGCUGUGGUGGUUGAUGGAGAACGUGCUAUUCAGCAAGAUGAUGGUCGGUUGAUCAUGGCCUCACAGGAUCUGUCUGCUCGACUGGCUCAUGUCACUUCUCAGGAACAGCAGUUGGCUCAGUUAGCGUCACUAGUCCCAGAUCCAGCUAUACCUAUAACCUUUACAAAGGAUAAUCGUAUUCACAUUGGAGCCAGAAUAGAAAUGCGUGUGGUAACUCUUGGUCUUGAUGGUGCAGGCAAGACAUCCAUUCUCUUUAAACUAAAGCAGGAUGAGUUUGUCUCAACAAUACCCACCAUUGGUUUCAAUGUGGAAACCAUUGAGUACAAAAACUUUAAGUUUACAGUAUGGGAUGUAGGGGGUCAGCCAAAGCUGCGGCCUCUCUGGCGACACUAUUACUUCAACACCCAAGCUGUUAUCUUUGUUGUGGAUGCGACAGAUGUUGACAGACUUCCAGAGGCUCAGUCAGAACUAACUAAGCUUAUGACGGAACGAGAACUGAAGGAUGCUUCACUUCUCAUUUUUGCAAAUAAAGAGAAUUGUGAGCAAGCACUGGGAAUGGCAGCCCUUACUGACAGCUUAGGAGUUCACAAACUGUGUCUUGGGCGGUCAUGGCACAUCCAGCCUUGUGAUGCCCAGUCAGGAACUGGUUUACACCAGGGUCUAGACUGGCUAGCACGGCAGCUGGUGCCCUCAGAAGUUCUCAAUUCUGCUGGAUGAUCCUAUUAUCCCUGAAACAUGAAGUGAAGAAUAAGACUAGCAAUAUUUUUAAUAUAGUACAGUAUAACUAAGUAAAUAUAGUACAGAGAAAUUUAAUAUAUUUUAAACAAGAUAGAGUUUGAUGAGCAUACUGUUAGGAAUUCUUGACAAAAUACUGUGGUAGUAUUAGGGAAACAAAGUUAAAAAUUAUAAAUUAUUCUUGAACAGUUUUAUUGAAGAAAACCUAGUAAAGGAUGAGGAACUUGCCCUACACCAAUAGACUUGUAACAAAGAAAAUCUUUAAUUUAUACAGAAAAAUAGUUACAUUGUUAUAGUCCUGAAGUAAAUCCCUUCCAGUUCAAGGGACUAUAGUGUUUUAAAAUGAAGUAGAUACAUGAUGUUUUGUAUUAUAAUACAAAAUGUCAAAUGUCUACUGAACAGCCCAUAUCAUUUUUCUUGUUAAAAUUAGAAUUUUCAAUAUACACUGAUGUUCAUUGGAGGACAGAUAACAUAUGGACACACAUAAUUAGAUUAUAUCUUUAUGUACAGUUGCCAGCAAAAGUCCUCCCACAACUUGCUACACAGGGCUGUGGGAUAACCUUGCUGGCAACUGUACAUGUCAUUUCCUGCAUGUAGAGCAGAUUGUUCUUAGCUAAAUAUCCUAUAAAUGCCAUGGUCACUGUACAUUUAAAUUGACUCAUCAACAGUGUUUGAAUAUUAGGCAAAGAUCAAUCUCUGUAAGUUUGGAAAAUUUGUAUUACUGUAUAUUUAAGUUAGUUCAAAUGUGUAGCUUAGUUAAAGGCUUUAACCACAACCACAUUUACCUUAGAGAAAUAGAAAUCGCCAUCCUUGCUGCUCAAGAUAUUGUACUAAACUUUGUUCUUUAAUGGUAGUCUAAAUCUAGACAGUUCAGGCUUUUAUGUAUUUAAUAAUUUUUAUGUAGACAGUUUUAUACUUUAUUUA
Homarus americanus (American lobster) is the source of this 2734-nucleotide messenger RNA. RefSeq names its product E3 ubiquitin-protein ligase TRIM23-like. NCBI's taxonomy places the organism in Eukaryota, Metazoa, Arthropoda, Malacostraca, Decapoda, Nephropidae. Gene Ontology annotation, molecular function: GTP binding; GTPase activity; zinc ion binding. Gene Ontology annotation, biological process: vesicle-mediated transport; intracellular protein transport. The transcript has 11 exons. Bases 74 to 1792 code for a protein of 572 amino acids. The record is from RefSeq and is a predicted model, not a curated record. Gene Ontology annotation, cellular component: cytoplasm; lysosomal membrane; plasma membrane.